Molecule: messenger RNA, 3331 nt
Organism: Vicia villosa (hairy vetch)
Lineage: Eukaryota; Viridiplantae; Streptophyta; Magnoliopsida; Fabales; Fabaceae
Product: autophagy-related protein 9-like
Exons: 11
Coding region: 433-3093 (886 amino acids)
Biological process (GO): protein localization to phagophore assembly site; autophagy of mitochondrion
Cellular component (GO): autophagosome; phagophore assembly site
Source: RefSeq, a predicted model, not a curated record
UGGAAAGGAGAAGAAGAAGAAGAAGCGAUUGAAGAAAAGCAAGAAGAAAGAACAAUCAAAAACCUAUGCUCCUUCCUAACGCAAACUUUAUAAUAAUAAUAAUAAAAAUAUUAAUAUUGUCGCUGUAAUUUCUUCUUCCUCCACGCAACUACAACACAAAAAUCCCUCUUCUUCAUCUUCUUUCCCUCUCCGAUUCUUCAUCUUCUCCAAUUUCAUUACUUCACUCGAUUCAUCCGUUACUGUUCCAUUCUCACCUCUCUACUCCCAACUCUUCUCAUAACUUCAACGUGCUGCCCACCCUUUCAAAUCAUUUUUGGAUUUUGGUGUUGACAGUUUUAUACGACUUUUCUCAUGAUCAGAGUCUUGUUAUAACCGUUUUGGCCUUUGGGGAAUGGACUGGCUGUUUACACCUACUGUUAGUGUCUGUGAACAAUGUUUAGCAGACCAAGUAGUUCCGGUGCUUUUAGUAUAUUCAAUUGGAAAAAGCAAAGUCCUUCAUCUCUGACAACAGGUUUACUGAAUGAUUCACCUGAGAUUGAAUUGUCUACUUAUGGAAAAAUCCCAAGUCCAGGAAGUGAGAGCCCUUCUGAUCUCCUUAAUAGCGAAAGUGUAUAUGUAGAACCAAUUGCUGAUUUGGAUCUCUUCUUUGAAAGACUUUACAGCUACUACUGCGAGAAAGGGCUAUGGUGCAUUGUUAUAAAGUGGAUUGUUGAACUUCUAAGUCUGGGAUUCACCAUAUGCUUUUCAGGAUUUUUUUUAUUAUAUGUUGAUUGGAAUGGACUCCGUAAUGCAAAAUGUGGGAUGGAUGCAGUCGAAUCUGGAAUUAAGCCCUGUGAUCUUAGCAAAGAAGCUCUCCAUCAACACCCUUUAACCCCACUGACACUUACCAAAGCUAUUAUUGUUGGAUACUUGGGAAUUUUUUCGAUCUAUUGGAUAUUUUGCUUUUUGAGAUUCUUUGCUCAACUAAAGGAUACUCUGGAAAUUCGUCAGUUUUACUACAACAGCCUCCAUGUUACUGACAAUGAAAUUCAAACUAUGCCCUGGGCCACAAUUGUUGACAAAGUUGUUCUCGUUCAGAGUACUCGAAAAUUAUGUGUGCUAAAAGAUCUUUCUGUCCAUGAUAUAGUCAUGAGACUGAUGCGGAAGGAGAACUACUUAAUCGGAAUGCUCAACAAGGGUGUGCUUGCUUUCCCCAUUUCACAAUGGUUUCCAGGUGCAGGUCCUACAGUUCAAUCUAGUCCUGAUGGAGCACAGCGUCGUUUAGUACUUCCCAAGACCCUUGAAUGGACUUUAAAUUGGUGCAUCCUGCAGAGCAUGUUUGAUCGGAACUUCUAUGUCAGAAGGGAUUUUGUGUCAAAUCCAAAGACAUUAAAGAAAAGGCUUAUGGUAGUUGGGUUGGCAAUGCUUUUACUUUCUCCAUUCCUUGUCAUAUUCAUGCUGGCAUAUCUAUUUCUGAAGCAUGCUGAACAAUUUUAUAAUCAUCCAAGCACUGCAUCGUCUCGAAGGUGGUCAAAUUUAUCUAGGUGGAUGUUUAGGGAAUUCAAUGAGGUGGAACAUCUCUUCAGGCAUCGAAUUAAUAACAGUGUGUUGCAUGCUUCUGAUUAUCUCAAGCAAUUUCCAUCACCUAUCAUAACUAUCAUUGCAAAAUUCAUAUCUUUUGUAUCCGGUGGAUUUGCUGCAGUUCUGAUAAUUAUUGCUUUUCUCGAGGAGUCUCUUCUAGAGGGCCAUAUAUUUGGUCGGAACUUGUUUUGGUAUGCUGCUGUUUUUGGAACUAUAACAGCUAUUAGCCGGGCUGCAAUAGCAAAUGACCUUCUUGUAUUAAAUCCUGAGGUAGCAAUAUCUAUGGUGGUUCAACAUACACAUUAUAUGCCAAAGAGAUGGCGUGGCAAAGAAAUUACUGAACUUGUUCGCAUUGAGUUUGAAACCUUAUUCCAGUAUACUGGAAUGAUGUUACUUGAGGAUAUGGCUUCAAUUUUCCUCACUCCUUAUUUACUUCUAUUUGUUGUCCCAAAGCGAGUUGAUGAUAUCUUGCAGUACAUUGCUGAUUUCACUGUAAAUGUUGAAGGUGUUGGGCAUGUUUGCAGUUUUAGCACCUUUGAUUUUCAAGAGCAUGGAAACACUCAUUACGGUUCCCCCUACAAUGCCCCUCGUCACCGGAGGAGUUCACAAGGAAAGAUGGAGAAAUCGUUGUUGAGCUUUCAGAGUAGUUACCCAUCAUGGGAACCAAAUGCCCAGGGGAAGCAGUUUUUUCUUAAUCUUAGAACAUUCAGAGAGCAGAAGUUAUCAGCAUAUGCAAACAGACACAGAUCUUCAUCUCCUAGAACGUGGAGAGGUAGUCCCAAUAUGGGAGACAAUGGAGACAGAAACCGAUUUGUAUCUCGGGAAAUGCCACACAGUACUUUUGUAACUGGCAAUCACUUGGGUUCUUUGUGGCUGAUUGAAGGCAACCAGAACAAUCUUCCCUAUCUUCUUGAUUGGUACUACACAUCUCAACCUCAUGAAGCAACUAUGAGUGAUGUUCCAUUCGAACCAUAUGGAGUAACAGAACGUUAUUCCAGAGACUAUUCAAUGCCCUCCAACUUGCAACAGAACGAACAUGAGUACGAAGAAUACUCAAAUGAGUACCAAGAGGAACGGGCUGGAUCUCAUCUUGGGGCUUCCACGUCAUCUCCCAUCUUCAGGGAGGGCCUUAUUCAUGAUCAAAAUUAUAAUGAACUUCCCCAAGCAACUAGAAGCCAAUGGUGGGCUAGAAGUCGCCUUCAGAGUGGAAAGGCUCAGACAAGCUUCUUUGAGCCUCCAGAUUUCAAUGACCAAACAGGGUGGGCUAGAAGUCGCCUACAUAGUGGAAAGGCUCAGACAAGCUUCUUUGAGCCUCCAGAUUUCAAUGACCAGACAGCAUAUAAGUAUCACGACAAGUUUUCUGAUAGAGGCUCCGAGGAUCAAGAUCAAGAACAAUACUCUUACUGGAGAGAUCAUCACGACAAAUUAUCUAGAACAGCACUGACAGAUGACUUAGAGGCAGGGGAAAUAAAUUUACAUUUUGGUGAUAUAUAUAGCAGCAGACCUCCAGAAACCCCCACUGCAAGCUUUUGAAUAAUAAAUAGCUUUGUCCCUCUCCCACAUUAUUUGUUCGGGAUGUUCUUGCUUUCAAUUAAAUGGAAUGCAUGAAUUUCCAAGUCAUGAUUGUCCCUUUCUAUUUUAGUUAUUUGGAAAUUUCGAUUCUUUGAUGUACAUAGAUUCAUCUAAGUGAGGUUAGACAGUUAAUUGAGCCUCAGCUUUAUGUUAGAACUUAAAAAUGUCUUGAAGCUGCCUAUAAAGGGUCUCUGAUAAA